Molecule: messenger RNA, 1242 nt
Organism: Prosopis cineraria
Lineage: Eukaryota; Viridiplantae; Streptophyta; Magnoliopsida; Fabales; Fabaceae
Exons: 4
Coding region: 56-1108 (350 amino acids)
Biological process (GO): RNA processing
Molecular function (GO): RNA binding; RNA methyltransferase activity
Source: RefSeq, a predicted model, not a curated record
UGUCUGAGACCUUGCUGCGGGCCGAUUGCAUCGCGCAGCGAAGGCAGGAACAAAAAUGCUAUGCAUUUAUCCUCAGAGGGUUUCCAGUUUCUGCCCUCCAACGUUCCAAAAACCUUCUUUUCAAUCGAGGUUUUCAGUUGCUCCACCACAGACGCGCAAUGAAGGAAGUUCCGAUUACAACGACGUCGCCUAUGAUGACAAUUUUGGUUCGGAAGAUGACAUUCUUCACGCAAUUUCUGAUGCAAAAUCGAAAUUUAUUACCAGUGCUAAAAACCCAUUUGUAAAGCACUGCCUCAAGCUCCGCAACGACUCUUCUUAUCGCCGUUAUCAUGGUUCAGUUCUUGUUGUGGGUUCUACACCUAUAAGAGAAAUAUACAGGUUUCAAGAGUCAUCGCAAGAUAAAAAUAUUAAGAUGGAUAGUUUGAUUCUGCCUGAUAAAGCUGAGAUUCCUGAAGGGCUUGAUAAAUGCCCAGCUUUGAUUGUCCGUGUGAGUUCUACAGUGAUGAAAAAGAUUGCACGGCUGCAGUCAACUGAUAGUCUUGAUGCAAUUGCCCUGAUGAAUAUCCCUACCAGUUUCGUCAGUUUAGAUGACAAUCAAGAGACAGCAGAUUGUCAGAGGUGGUUUCCAUUUCCUCAUAGGAUUUUAGUCCUUGAAAGGAUUCAGGAUCCUGGUAACCUAGGUACAUUACUCAGAUCAGCUGUGGCCUUUGGUUGGGAUGGAGUUUUUCUUCUUCCCGGCUGUUGUGAUCCAUUCAAUGAUAAAGCUCUUCGAGCUAGCCGAGGUGCGUCCUUUCAGUUACCCAUAGUUUCUGGCAGUUGGGUUCAUCUGGAGUCUCUUACAGAACAAUUGCAAAUGAAAUUGCUGGGUGGCCAUCCAGAUCAUGAAGGGGCAGCAAAGCCAGUUAGUCGAAUUUCUCCGAGCUUCUGUGAUUCUAUAUCUGAUAAGCCUCUAUGCUUGGUAUUGGGCAGUGAAGGAAGUGGUCUCUCAGAGAAAUCCAUGCAAGUAUGUGAGCUCGUGAGCAUUCCAAUGGCUGGAGAAUUUGAGUCCCUCAAUGUUUCAGUUGCUGGUGGGAUUUUCCUGUAUAUGCUACAGCCAAAGUGUAGAUGAUCAUUCAUGUUCUCUGUAUUAAUUUCUCACUUUUUGGUUCAUGAUUUAACUUGGUCUCAGGAUAGUAUGUAAAGUAAAUGUCCAUUUUCUUUCUUGCUCUCAUCCAAGGGGAAAUUUUGUACAGCAAAGUUAAA